Oncorhynchus gorbuscha (pink salmon) is the source of this 789-nucleotide messenger RNA. Its product is annotated as vegetative cell wall protein gp1-like. NCBI's taxonomy places the organism in Eukaryota, Metazoa, Chordata, Actinopteri, Salmoniformes, Salmonidae. The record is from RefSeq and is a predicted model, not a curated record. The transcript is spliced from 2 exons. Bases 1 to 789 code for a protein of 262 amino acids.
AUGGCUGUGCAGCAUCCCCAUCGCCUCAUCAACCUAGCCCCAUCACCCCAACCAGAUCACCCCAGCCCCAUCGCCCUAGUCACAUCACCCCAGCCAGAUCACCCCAGCCCCAUAACCGCAGCCCCAUUACCCCAGCCCCAUGACCCUAACCAGAUCACCCCAACCAGAUCAUCCCAGCCCCAUCACCCCAGUCACAUCACCCCAACCAGAUCACCCCAGCCCCAUCACCCCAGCCCCAUCACCCCAGCCCUAUCUCCCCAGGCCCAUCUCCCCAGGCCCAUCACCCCAGCCCCAUCUCCCCAGGCCCAUCACCCCAGCCUCAUCACCCCAGCCCUAUCUUCCCAGCCCCAUCACCCCAGCCCCAUCUCCCCAGCCCCAUCUCCCCAACCCCAUCACCCCAGCCCCAUCAUCCCAGCCCCAUCUCCCCAGCCCCAUCUCCCCAACCCCAUCACCCCAGCCCCAUCUCCCCAGCCCCAUCUCCCCAGCCCCAUUUCCCCAACCCCAUCACCCCAGCCCCAUCUCCCCAGCCCCAUCUCCCCAACCCCAUCACCCCAGCCCCAUCUCCCCAGCCCCAUCUCCCCAGCCCCAUCUCCCCAGCCCCAUCACCCCAGCCCCAUCAUCCCAGUCACAUCUCCCAAGCCCCAUCUCCCCAGCCCCAUCUCCCCAACCCCAUCACCCCAGCCCCAUCAUCCCAGUCACAUCUCCCAAGCCCCAUCUCCCCAGCCCCAUCACCCCAACCCUGUCACCAGUCUCUCUCCAUCCCCUGCCCUCAUCCAGCACCAACUAUAA